Messenger RNA from Phasianus colchicus (ring-necked pheasant), 809 nucleotides. NCBI's taxonomy places the organism in Eukaryota, Metazoa, Chordata, Aves, Galliformes, Phasianidae. The record is from RefSeq and is a predicted model, not a curated record.
UGGGUCUGGGGUCACCUAUGGGAGCGGGCGUCCCUAAUUGGGGCUGAGCUCCCGAGUUCUCUAUACAGGGUCGGGGGUCCCCAUUUGGGUCUGGGGUCCGCAGUGGGGGUGGUGCUCCCGAAUUGGGUCUGGGGUCUCAAAUUGGGUCUGGGGUCACCAAUGGGAGCAGGCGUCCCCAGUUGGGGCUGAGCUCCCGAGUUCUGUAAGCAGGGCCGGGGGUCCCCAUUUGGGUCUGGGGUCCCGAUUUGGGUGUGGGGUCCCGAAUUGGGUGUGGGGUCUCCUGACGCCGCUCCCCGCAGGCGGAGCAGUUGAUCCACCCGCGGCUUUACGGCCACUUCCGGCGGCGCCGAGCCGAGAUGGAGCGGAGGGGGGAAGGCGCUUCGGGGGAACAGCUGCUGUUCUACGGCACCACCGCCCCCCGCGGGCGCGCGGUCUGCCUGCAAGGCUUCCUCGGCCCCCUGCGGUGCCGCGGCGUUCCCUUCGCGGUGACGGCGGCGCUGGCGGCCCAGGAGCUCCAUUCGCCCACUUCUGCCGACGGCACCAAAUGCAUUUUGGUGGCCAAAGUUCUGACCGGGAGCCCCGCGUUGGACCGCAGCCGGCGCCCGGCCCUCCACAUCUUCAGUGCCGAGGACGCCUAUCCGCUCUACCUGCUCACCUGCCGGCGCCUCGGCGCGGCCUGAUGCCGGCUGUGCCGUGUGCCGUGGGCACGGCUGUGCCACCAGCUGUGAGCCGUGGGCUUACCGCGUGUGCCGUGCUGUGCCACGAGCCGUGUGCCAUGGCCUUACCAUGAAUACAGUGCUGUGCCACCA